UAAAAACAGCCAUGAAGCCCGGCUCACAUGUUGGCGCAGUUAAGAGUAGUCGAGUACUGGUCGGUGAUGAAGUGGGUCCUGCGGUCGUCAUCAUAAAAGAUGGAAAAAUACAGCAAAUACUCUCUUCACACAACGUUACCCAGGAUGUUGGCUGUGAGGUGCUGGAUGUGGGUGACAGCGUGGUCAUGCCAGGUGUUGUGGAUUGUCACGUCCACGUGAACGAGCCAGGACGCACCUCAUGGGAGGGUUUCUGCUCCGCCACAAAGGCCGCCGCUGCAGGUGGAGUGACGACCAUCGUGGACAUGCCCCUGAACAGCAUCCCUCCGACCACGACUCUGAGGAAUUUCCAUGAGAAGCUGAAAGAAGCCACAGGGAACUGUUUUGUGGAUGUAGCUUUCUGGGGAGGUGUGGUUCCUGGAAAUCAGCAUGAACUGCAGCCCAUGAUCCAGGCCGGGGUGGCUGGCUUCAAGUGUUUCCUCAUCCAUAGCGGUGUGGAUGAGUUUCCACACGUGACUGACUCUGAUCUGCACACGGCCAUGAAGCAGCUACAAGGCACAGGAAGCGUCUUGCUGUUUCAUGCAGAAAAGGAUGUUCAACAAACAACAGCAGAGACUGGUGACCCUUGCAAGUACUCAACCUUUCUGCAUUCCAGGCCUGAUAUCAUGGAGAUGGAAGCUAUUCGCACAGUCACAGAACUCUGUCUGCAGUACCAGGUGCGAUGCCACAUCGUUCACUUGUCCUCUGCGAAGCCGCUGAAACUGAUCCAGGAAGCUCGGCAAGCUGGAGCCCCCCUGACAGUGGAGACUACCCAUCAUUACCUCAGCCUGUGUGCAGAAAAUAUACCUGCAGGGGCCACACAAUUCAAAUGCUGCCCCCCCAUCCGUGACUUUAACAACCAGGAGCAGUUAUGGUCUGCACUGAAAGCUGGACAGAUUGACAUGGUCGUGUCUGAUCACUCUCCUUGCACCCCUGAUCUUAAAAAACUGGACAGCGGCGACUUCACUCAGGCCUGGGGAGGGAUUUCAUCCUUACAAUUUGGCCUACCUUUGUUCUGGAGUUCAGCCAGGAGGAGAGGUUUUCAGCUAGCUGACGUGGUUCGGCUCCUCAGCACAAAAACGGCCCAGCUGAGCAGUCUGGGCAACCAGAAGGGCAGCCUGGCCCCUGGCUUUGACGCCGACUUGGUCAUAUGGGACCCAGAGAGGGAGUUUGAGAUUGAAGAAGCAAGCAUAUGCCAUAAAAACAAGCUGACUCCUUACCUUGGCUUCACGCUGCAGGGAGUGGUGCGAGCAACCAUCUUGACGGGACGCUUGGUGUACAGAGACGGCUGUUUCUGCCCCGAGCCUCUGGGGAAACAUCUGCUCAUCUGCCAGAAGGACAAGUCCAGCCCGUAACAAUAAAACACUUGAAAAUAUGCCAAGUGUGGAACAUUUAAUAAAUG
Messenger RNA from Nematolebias whitei (Rio pearlfish), 1438 nucleotides. Its product is annotated as zgc:103559. The coding region runs from base 12 to 1391 and encodes 459 amino acids. Gene Ontology annotation, cellular component: cytoplasm. The transcript is spliced from 11 exons. The record is from RefSeq and is a predicted model, not a curated record. Gene Ontology annotation, molecular function: cobalt ion binding; zinc ion binding; allantoinase activity. Lineage: Eukaryota; Metazoa; Chordata; Actinopteri; Cyprinodontiformes; Rivulidae. Gene Ontology annotation, biological process: purine nucleobase catabolic process; allantoin catabolic process.